This is a messenger RNA of Closterium sp. Yama58-4, 1377 nucleotides long. Lineage: Eukaryota; Viridiplantae; Streptophyta; Zygnematophyceae; Desmidiales; Closteriaceae. The record is from the annotation of a GenBank genome assembly.
AUGUGCAUCCUCAUGCUGUUUAAUACUCAUGAUUCCCUCACCUACCGAGACAUAGAAGCAGCGACUGAUAUCCCAUCAGCGGAUCUGCGCCGCAACCUGCAGUCGCUGUCACUGGUGCGCGGGAAGAACGUGCUGAGGAAGGAGCCUGUGGGGAAGGAGGUGGGGGAUGACGAUACUUUCCACUUCAACCACAAGUUCACCUCCAAGUUCUUCAAGGAGGUGGGGGAUGACGACACUUUUCAUUUCAACCACAAGUUCACCUCCAAGUUCUUCAAGAACGUGCUGAGGAAGGAGCCCGUGGGGAAGGAGGUGGGGGAUGACGACACGUUUCACUUCAACCACAAGUUCACCUCCAAGUUCUUCAAGGAGGUGGGGGAUGACGACACUUUUCAUUUCAACCACAAGUUCACCUCCAAGUUCUUCAAGUCGCUGUCGCUGGUGCGAGGCAAGAACGUGCUGAGGAAGGAGCCCGUGGGGAAGGAGGUGGGGGAUGACGACACGUUUCACUUCAACCACAAGUUCACCUCCAAGUUCUUCAAGGAGGUGGGGGACGAUGAUACUUUCCACCUCAACCACAAGUUCACCUCCAAGUUCUUCAAGGGGGCAAUGGAUGAGCCGGUGGGCAAGGAGGUGGGGGAUGACGACACCUUCCACUUCAACCACAAGUUCACCUCCAAGUUCUUCAAGGAGGUGGGGGAUGACGACGCUUUCCACUUCAACCACAAGUUCACCUCCAAGUUCUUCAAGCCCGUGGGCAAGGAGGUGGGGGAUGACGACACGUUCCACUUCAACCACAAGUUCACCUCCAAGUUCUUCAAGGAGGUGGGGGAUGACGACACUUUCCACUUCAACCACAAGUUCACCUCCAAGUUCUUCAAGGUGCGAGGGGUAGGGAUGGGUGCACGGUUACAGCAGGGAGAAAUGGGUGAGCCGGUGGGGAAGGAGGUGGGGGAUGACGACACCUUCCACUUCAACCACAAGUUUACUUCCAAGUUCUUCAUGAGAGAUGGGUUGCUAGGAGGCAGCACCCUUACUAGGGUGGCAACCUCACAUGCUCGGGAUGACGACACCUUCCACUUCAACCACAAGUUUACUUCCAAGUUCUUCAAGAGAGAUGGGUUGCUAGGAGGCAGCACCCUUACUAGGGUGGCAACCUCACAUGCUCGGGAUGAUGACACCUUCCACUUCAACCACAAGUUUACUUCCAAGUUCUUCAAGGUGAAGAUUGGGACCAUCUCGGCCCAGAAGGAGACGGAGCCGGAGAAGGCAGAGACAAGGCAGAAGGUGGAGGAGGACAGGAAGCCGCAGAUAGAGGCUGCCAUCGUUCGCAUCAUGAAGUCACGGCGCAUGCUGGAUCACAACAACCUUGUCAGGUGA